CGCUGCACGGAACAGUAUCUUCUUGUAUAUUCUCAGUACAAAUAAGCUUUCGAAAUAAGAACAUAAUCAAGUUGUUUCUAAAUCUACUUGAAUAGUUGAAAAAAAAAUUCCAAAAAUGUUUGCGUGGAAGUUGUGGUCCAUGAUUUGGUUGUUGUGUCUACAUUCUACACUACAAAUUGAAAUGGAUAGUGACGAUUUGAAUCACAAAUUAAGAGGCAUCAUCCAAUGGAAAUAUGAGAAACGUCCAUUUUGCAAUGCUUUUACAGGUUGUGGUAAAAAGCGCUCAUCUCUCCCUUACCCUUUAUGGAAACGAGCUGACUUGGAUGAUGUCAAAAUGUAUAACAACGAAGAUAUGUCGGAAGGACUGAGUGAUCUUAUCGACAUAAAUGCCGAGCCGGCUGUGGAAAAUGUACAAAAACAAAUUAUGUCGCAAGCCAAGAUAUUCGAGGCCAUCAAGGAGGCGAGCAAAGAAAUAUUUCGUCAGAAGAAUAUGCAAAAACUGCGACAGCGCGAAACAAAUCCAGAAGCCCUCGGAGUUUAAGCGAAUAACAAAAAAUUAAAUAAAAAAAUUUAAAU
Bactrocera latifrons is the source of this 576-nucleotide messenger RNA. RefSeq names its product cardioactive peptide (gene CCAP). Lineage: Eukaryota; Metazoa; Arthropoda; Insecta; Diptera; Tephritidae. The record is from RefSeq and is a predicted model, not a curated record. Bases 116 to 541 code for a protein of 141 amino acids. The transcript is spliced from 4 exons.